AUGAAUCCCUUCGUCGGCACCAGGCUCCUGCCGGGCUCCCGAAGCAGAGCCGACCUGGACCUCACAUCCUUUAUAAAGAUCUCGCUCCUGAAUGACCAGAACCGCUACGACGACGAGGAAUAUGAUGAGGAUCCGGUGCCGGGGGUUGUGGACCAGGAGCUGGUGCGCAGGUAUAGUCUCUCAUAUAUUCCUUAUGCAAGUUUAAAAAUACACAUUGGUUUUGAGGCAGAACUACGAGCAGCUGUAUUUUUGGCACUUGAAGAGCAAGAAAAAGUAGAGAACAAAACACCCUUGGUAAAUGAAAGCUUGAAAAAGUUUCUAAAUACAAAAGAUGGUUGCUUGGUUGCUAGUCUUGUUGCAGAAUUUCUUCGAUUUUUCAAUCUUGACUUUACACUGGCAGUUUUUCAGCCUGAAUCGAGCACACUAAAUGGGCUUGAAGGGCGAGAGAAUUUAGCUCGGGAUUUAGGAAUUAUAGAAGCAGAAGGUACUGUAGGUGGACCCUUAUUGUUGGAGGUGGUCAGAAGAUGUCAGCUGAAAAAGGGUUCCAACAGCGGAGAAGUAGCUCCAGGUCUGUCUGACAUGCAUUCUUCACUAAACUCACCCGAUGCCAGAUCAAGUACGCAUCCAAGUAAGAUACCAAGGUAUAAAGGACAUCGUAAACCGAAAAUGUGCUUGGAGAAGGCUGGUGAGAAGGUUGCUGAAACCAGUCGAAGUGAUACAAGUAUCUCAUCAGGAGAAACAAAGAACAAAAGCAGCAUUCACUUUCUUCCCAAUGAGACAACGCUAGUUUCUCAAUCACACAACAAAGGCUUAAAUACCAAAGAAAAAAGUGAUCCAGCUAUAGAUGAGGAUGACACAGAGGGAGAUUCUUUUUUUGAUGAUCCUAUACCCAAACCGGAGAGAAGCUAUGGAUGGCCCCCUGAUAAAAAUAGUGAUACCGAAGAUGAUGUAGGAGAUCUGUUUGUGAUACAAGGCAGGCAGAAAUCUGUGAAUAGGAAAACCGAGUCCAGCAAACAACAAGGAAGCCUUGCAUCUCUUUCUGAGGCACCCCCCUUAAGGAGUGGGCUAAGCUCCCUUGCUGGAGCACCUUCACUAAAAGAGCCUGACAAUGCAGCUAGAAACUCUGUUUUGAAAGAUCUACGAUUGGUGAAUGCAAAACUAGGAUCUCUUGAAUUAGGAACUGGAGAAGAUGAUGAGUAUGUUGAUGAUUUCAACAGUACCAGUCAUCGAUCAGAAAAAAGUGACAUUAGUAUAGGUGAAGAAAUAGAAGAAAUUUCUGUGGAAAUAGAAGAAUCAAAUGCUAGUGAUAAGCUUGAAGAAUUCACACAAGAUCUUACCGUUUCUCAGUUAAGUGAUAUUGCAGAUUAUUUAGAGGAUGUGGCAUAGAAUUGGACAGUAGAGAAGUUUCAAGUGCUGGAUUGAAGACUCUGAUGGACUGCUAUUUUCAGACAAUCAUUCUUUGCUGGAAUGUCUGUUCCCUAUUUGUGCCUUGUAGAGAGACCUCUUAUAAAGUGAUACCAAGAACUGAAUGAAAUAA
This is a messenger RNA of Pelodiscus sinensis (Chinese soft-shelled turtle), 1537 nucleotides long. Lineage: Eukaryota; Metazoa; Chordata; Testudines; Trionychidae. The record is from RefSeq and is a predicted model, not a curated record.